AUGCUGCGACGAAGCUACCCAUGGCGCGUCAUGACACCUCGCCAGGCGCUGCGCGUGCUGUCCCUGUCCCCCACAGCGGACCUUACGCCGGCAUCGAUCAAGAAGGCGUACAUCCGGCAAACGCUGCAGUGCCACCCCGACCUGCACCCGAACAAUCCAAACGCAACCGAAAACUUUCGCAACCUCUCAGAUGCCUGUCGUGUGGCGCUCAAGGCGCUGGAGGCACAGCGGGGCGGCCGGUCCGCGGCGGGGCGGCGCAGCACCAACAGUGGUGCCGUCGAUCUUUGCGACCCUCAGGAAGCGCUGGAGUCGCUGCGGCAGGCGAUGAUCGCCUACCACAGACAUCAGCAGUCGACCGAGGCGCCAUCCACGUCCUCGUCGUCCUCCCCACCGUAUGGGAAGCCGGAGAGCCACGCCGCUGGUACUUUCUUCACGCCGACGCUGGAGGACGUGUCAUCCGUUUGUCAGCGGGAGGCAGUCGCGAUGCGCCGUGUGCACACUUUCUGCACUGAACUUCCCGCGGUGUUGUGCGGCAGCCACUCCGCGGCCCUCUUCGAGGCUGUCGCUUUCUUUCACACACGCUAUGUGGAGUCGAUGUCGGCGUGCGUCAUGCGAUUUGCACAGAAUCUGCCCAUCAUCGUGCGCCGUGUUGUGAAGCAGCGUCGUAGGUACGUAGACAACGGGUACUCGGCAGUGGCGCAAGGGAUCGGCACCGGAUCUCGGCCGCGCGGGCAGCGGAUUGAAGACAUGGCGAUGAAGCCGCUGGUGUUGAUGGGCGCACUCAUCUUUGAUCUGCCUGAAGGGGCUUCAAAUGAGCGGCGGCAGUGCCUCGGCGAAGAUGCGGUGGCGAGCGGCGGCACCAGCAGCACCUGCGGCGCGUCUCGCCCUGCCGAUGUUCGUGUCUCAGACGAGCUGAAGUGUAUCAUCUAUCCUGCGGACAGCAUUGCUGAUAUCACGGCAAAGCUCAGCAAGUGGGAAGCGGCCAGCUUUGACCGACUAAAGCUGGAGCUGGCGAUCGUGGACGUGAAUCGACUGAUGUCGGCUAUGCUGGGGCUGCAGGAUGAGGAAAGCAGCGGCCGCUCCGAGGCGCACCUCUCCGUGGAGCCGCACCUGAGCGAAAGCAGCGCCGCCGCGGCGAUGGUGUUGCGCACACUCCAGAAGCUUGCCGGCGAUUUGUGUUGUCACUUCGACGCCGCCGUUGACAGCGGCGCCGUUACCGAGGCGGUGGUGGAGGCGAUGCACCUGCAGGACAGUUGCGACAUACCAGCCAGCGUGCAGGACGAUAUAGCGGCGCAGUCUCUAGAGACGCCGGCACUAGUCGCGCAGUGCCGGCAGCUAGCGGAACUGGCGUGUCCAACCAUUCGUGGCAACAUUGUCCUCACCUGGAAAGCAGUCGCGACGGACGAGCUGGUGAAGGAUGAGGCCGAACUGGCAGACGUCACACCGGCGCCGAUGCCGUUGGUGGACGCAUCUCAAACAGACAGCGCUGGGAAGGAGAAAGGGGGCGGCAAAGACGCACCACCCUUUUUCGUGGGGCGUCACUUGACGUGCUCCACUGCUGAGACGCUGUUCUUCUCCGUGUCCGUGACGCUGACGAGAGAUCUACACGCCUUCCUACUACGUCUGCGCGGCGCGCUGAAGAGUGUUGUGCAGUCCACGAAUCAGUCGAAGCGCGCGCUCUUUGAGCUGCUGCCACUGCGCGAGAGCAUUGUGAAAGAGGAGUUCACUCGCAUAGCCUCCGACGACGACGCCGACACGUCACCCUUCCGCUACCGUGGCCCUGUUAACUGCUUUCCACGCAUCUGCAACAUGGACACCCGCCGCGAGCACAAGCUGUGGAAGCACCUCUACGUGCACCGCGAGUACGUUGCCAAGCACGCGCCCGCAAUGAACCCACUCAACGUGUUCUACGAGUGCUUUCCUUACGACCCAGACGCGCCGGCGCACCGGCCGAGCUCUCUCGAUGCGGACGGCAACGUGCUGGCGGGGUGGGUCAGCGGCGGCCCUGACGGCUGCGACAACGUCGUCAUCACGGCAACGCAACUCGACGACCCAGCGCACUUCACCGAGUGGCUGGAAGAGGUGGUGGUGCAGUCGUCGCUCAACCGCGAAACAGAAGAAAUCCUGGCCAAGGCUGGCGUCGGCUACGUCAGCCGCGACCCCGUCUUGCCGCUAGCUAAUUAUCUCUCGUUCGUUAAGGCGUUCGCGCAGUCCACCGCGGUGCGCGCUGUGCUGGAGCGCAAGGACGGUGCACCACACAAGGGCACCACCACGCCGGACGACAUUGGCCUCGCCAUCAUCGUCUCACCCUCGCGGUGCGACGUCCGAGACGGUGGUCGUCUCUUCAUUCCGUGGUACGUCGAUCCGGCAAUUCUGCUUUCUCUGCUCGAUGACGCCAAGACCCCGCAGCGACUCGAUGUGUAA
Molecule: messenger RNA, 2424 nt
Organism: Leishmania major strain Friedlin
Lineage: Eukaryota; Euglenozoa; Kinetoplastea; Trypanosomatida; Trypanosomatidae
Product: putative DNAJ-domain protein
Exons: 1
Coding region: 1-2424 (807 amino acids)
Source: RefSeq, a predicted model, not a curated record